UUUGUAGGGUUGGCGUAUAAUCCGAGUAGUACGUUGUUUGUGAAUGUUCCGAGCAUUUGCAAAUUGCAGUGGCAUCCGUUUACGAUAAGUUCGAGCAGUAACUUGGAGACUGACAAUCUGAGUGUUAUAAUCAAAACUCAGGGAAAUUGGACACAGAAGCUCUACAAACAACUUUCUACUUCUUUGGAUCAUCUUCAAGUAUCGACCGAAGGACCUUACGAACCUGCAUCAAAUCAUUUUCUAAGGUAAUUAAGUAAAUUAGCCAAGCAUGCAUUUGAUCAAGAAAUUGACAAAGAUAAAUUUUUGUUGCAGCCGUGACUCGUUGGUAAUGAUCAGUGGAGGAAGUGGGAUUACUCCUUUCAUCUCAAUAAUACGAGAAAUAAUAUUCAGAAGCACACAAUCGAACAAGAAAGUUCCGAAAGUUUUACUAGUGGCCGCUUUCAAGAAUACAACCGAUUUAACCAUGCUCGAUCUCUUGCUUCCUUUGUCCGGCAUUCCUACAGACAUAUCCAAAUUGCAAAUUCAGAUAGAAGCGUACGUUACUCAAGAACACGAAAGACCACUAAAAGAUUCCAAGAAUCAAAUUCAGACAAAACUUUUCAAGCCGAAUCCAUCGGAUUCGCCAAUAUCAGCAGUUUUAGGCAAAAACGGUUGGCUAUGGCUCGGCGCGAUAAUUUCGUCUUCAUUUUUCAUGUUUUUACUGCUAUUGGGAUUCGUGACUCGUUACCAAAUAUAUCCGGUGGAGCAGAGGAAAGAGAACUACCAUUACAGCUACAAGAUUCUUUGGGACAUGUUUCUUGUAUGUGUCAGUGUCUUCGUAGCAACUAGUGCCGUUUUUCUAUGGCAGAAGAGGAAACUAUCUGUUGAUCAAAAGCAAAUUAAGAAUGUGGAUUUUUAUACACCGACGAAAAUGUCACCUUCGUCUUGGUUAAGUCCGUCGGAUAGAGAACUCGAGAGCCUCCCUCAUCAGUCUCUUGUUCAAUCCACUACAGUUCAUUAUGGCGCACGACCUGAUCUUAAGAGUAUACUCGAUGAUCGAUGCAAAGAAUCGGAAGUUGGAGUAUUAGUUUCGGGGCCAAAAAGUUUACGAAAUGGAGUUGCGAAAAUCUGUGCCUCUGGUUCAGCUAAAAAUCUCUCCUUUGAGGCUAUGAGCUUCACCUGGUGGGAAGUUAAGCUAGACAGUGUAGCUCUCAUGCUAGGACUUGUUGGCAACAUAUGUUUGUCUUUCCUCUUCUUCCCUAUAAAUCGAGGCUCCUCAAUCUUACGCCUCGUUGGAGUAACAUCCGAAUCCUCCGUUAAGUAUCACAUUUGGCUUGGCCACACUGUUUUAACCCUCUUCACUGCACAUGGUGUAUGUUACAUCAUUUAUUGGGCCACAACACAUCAAAUCUCAGAGAUGCUGAAAUGGGAUAGAGACGGAAUUUCAAAUGUGGCCGGUGAAGUAGCUUUGCUUUCUGGAAUAGUCAUGUGGAUCACAAGCCACUCUCUUGUCAGAAGGAAGAUAUUCGAGCUUUUCUUCUACACGCAUCAUCUCUACAUUGUUUUCGUUUUUUUCUUCAUUUUGCAUGUGGGCUUCUCGUAUUCUUGCAUUAUGCUCCCUGGAUUCUAUCUCUUCAUAAUCGACCGUUUUUUGAGAUUCCUACAAUCUCAACAACGGGUUUUCUUGAUCUCCGCUCGUGUUUUGCCUUGCCAUGCCUUGGAGCUGAAUUUCUCCAAAGAUCCAAAACUGUCUCCUCUGUUUUCGGUAGCAGGACUAAGUUAUAAUCCAUCGAGCAUUGUAUUCAUCAAAGUGAAGAGCAUAUCGAAGCUACAAUGGCAUCCAUUCACCGUAACCUCAAACAGUAAAAUGGAUCCACAUCAGCUGAGCAUCGUCAUCAAAAGUGAAGGAACCUGGUCUCGGAAUCUUUACGAGAAUCUUUCAUCUCCAACUCCAAUCGAGCGUCUUGAAAUAUCUGUCGAAGGACCUUACUCGCCAACAUCAACUUCAUCAUACUUAAGGUUCAAAUCAUCAAAAAAAAAAAAAUCGAAAGAACUAAUUUUUUUUUUUAAUCGUACCGUUUUAUGUUGCAGGCAUGAAAUGCUGGUAAUGGUGAGUGGAGGGAGUGGCGUCACUCCUUUUAUCUCCAUCAUUAGAGAACUCGUCUUCAUAGCAAACACCGAUAAUGAAAAGAAUAUUCCAAGAAUUAUUCUUGUGGCUGCUUUCAAGAAAUCGGAAGAUCUCGCAAUGCUGGACCUUCUCCUUCCGUUUUCCAGAACUUCUCACGAUGUUUCUCGUGUGCAGAUACAAAUUCAGGCUUAUGUUACUCGAGAUAAAAAUCCCACAACGGAAAAAGGCCACAAAACCAUUUGGUUUAAACCAAGUGUUUCAGACAAGCCGAUUUCCGUAGUUUUAGCAGGCUCAAGGAGUUGGCUUUGGCUUGGAGCUAUUAUCUCAUCAUCAUUUAUCGUUUUUCUUCUACUAAUCGGCUUAAUCAACCGAUACUACAUAUACCCGAUUGAUCACAACACCUAUUUGAAAUAUUCACAAGCAGCAAGAUCGACAAUUACUACUUCGGUUUUGUGUGCGUCUGUGGUUAUUACAGCAACACUAGCUUUUCUUUGGAACAAAAACAAGAACAAUAAAGACAAGAACCAGAUUCAAAGUGCAGACAGCUCAAAUCAGGUGCCCGAACCAUGGCUUUACGAAGUUGAUAGAGAACUAGGGAGCUUCCCAAAUCAGUCUCUCAAGCGAGUUACUACGGUACAUUACGGCGAAAGGCCUAAUAUGAAAAAAAUACUGUCCGAGUGUGAAGAAUUAAACGUCGGCGUUUUAGUGAGCGGGCCGAAGAAGAUGAGACAAGAAGUAGCUGCAAUUUGUUGUUCAUCCAAGAAUCUUCAUUAUGAAUCUUUUAGUUUUAACUGGUAAUUUGACAACAUUGUAACAUGUCUUGCCAGCAGCAUCUUGCAAUUGCAGAAUGAAUAUCAUAUAUAUAUCCUUUCUUUUCAUACUAGUGGAUUUUAUUUUGAUAAUAAUCUCUU
Molecule: messenger RNA, 3018 nt
Organism: Erythranthe guttata (spotted monkey flower)
Lineage: Eukaryota; Viridiplantae; Streptophyta; Magnoliopsida; Lamiales; Phrymaceae
Source: RefSeq, a predicted model, not a curated record